Messenger RNA from Coffea arabica (coffee), 1368 nucleotides. Its product is annotated as peptidyl-prolyl cis-trans isomerase FKBP16-3, chloroplastic-like. Gene Ontology annotation, molecular function: peptidyl-prolyl cis-trans isomerase activity. The record is from RefSeq and is a predicted model, not a curated record. NCBI's taxonomy places the organism in Eukaryota, Viridiplantae, Streptophyta, Magnoliopsida, Gentianales, Rubiaceae.
CCAUAGGCAUUUCACCCAAUUGCUGGUUUGGUACCGGUACAUCAGAAAUUGACAUGAUAAAAAUGGACAGGACGCCUCAUCCGUAACGGAUAAGGGGGGGAUCCCUUCCCGGCCAACACUUGACAACCUCCCUUCAAAAUCAAACACACAGCAUACGCUACACUAAGCCCCAAGCUCCUCGCCAGUGGCCCCAUUUUCCGCCAUUUUCUCCACUUUAACUGCGUUAAAAGCUUGUCAAUUUGAAAACCCACAAGGUCAAUGAAGCUCUCGAGAAGAGACAUCCUUCAUGGACUUGCCUAGAUGCAAUCAGUAUUAACACUUGCUCCUGCUCUGCCUGCAGACAUAUCGCUUUUCCAUUUGAAGAAAUAGAAGAAAACUGAAAAAUGGCAUCUACAUCGAUUCUCCUCCCAUCAGGUCCUGCAUGUAUUACAAGUUUCAAAACCAAGGAGCAAACAACCACAAAGAGCCAAAUGCAAGGUGUUACUAUACGUUGCUCAAGUUCAGGGCUCAGAGUACAAGAUGCCACUGCUUCACAAUGUGGAAAAGUGUGUUCGAUCAAUCGUAGAGAUGUGCUAGGGAUGGCUUUUGGUCUCUCAAGUAUCCUAUUAUUUUCAUUUUCUUCUGAAGCAGCUGGGUUGCCUCCAGAGCAAAAACCAAGAUUGUGUGAUGAUGAUUGCGAGAAAGAGCUUGAAAAUGUACCUAUGGUAACUACUGAGUCGGGUCUGCAGUACAAAGAUAUUAAAGUUGGUGGUGGCCCUAGUCCCCCCGUUGGCUUUCAGGUGGCUGCUAAUUAUGUUGCCAUGGUACCAUCUGGGCAGAUAUUUGACAGUUCACUGGAGAAAGGUCAGCCUUAUAUUUUCCGCGUUGGAUCUGGUCAGGUGAUCAAGGGACUCGAUGAAGGGAUCCUGAGCAUGAGAGUUGGGGGCAAACGCCGUCUCUACAUUCCAGGAUCACUGGCAUUUCCAAAAGGCCUCAAUUCUGCUCCAGGAAGGCCAAGAGUAGCUGCUUAUAGCGCAGUCAUAUUUGAUGUGAGUUUGGAGUACAUACCAGGCCUCGAAUUGGAAGAGGAAUGAGACCAUUGACGGCUGAUCAGUCAUUUCUUACUGCUUAAAUGUUUAGUUAGUCAGAGAACAGAAAUGUGGGGAGUUUUCUUAAACUACAUGUAAACCUCCAUUUAUUCAUUUUUUUGAGCUAUCUAUAGCAAGUGUUUCUGUCCAAGGCCGCCUAAUCUUUGAAAGGUAUAGACAGCCACUACAAUGGAUAGAAAAUCUUAAAGCCCCUUCAUUUGCAUCUUGAACUUUUCCUUUUAUCUGUUAGAAGCUGUUAAAGGAGCAUUAAAUACUAUGGAGAACAGCGUCCUUGGUUUUA